Syngnathus acus (greater pipefish) is the source of this 2745-nucleotide messenger RNA. RefSeq names its product dymeclin (gene dym). The coding region runs from base 303 to 2312 and encodes 669 amino acids. The record is from RefSeq and is a predicted model, not a curated record. Gene Ontology annotation, biological process: Golgi organization. The transcript is spliced from 17 exons. NCBI's taxonomy places the organism in Eukaryota, Metazoa, Chordata, Actinopteri, Syngnathiformes, Syngnathidae. Gene Ontology annotation, cellular component: Golgi apparatus.
CUUGCGUUCCUGACGUCAUCACGCAAGGGGUCCGCAACGUGGAAAACAUGGAGGCGAUGGAGUGUGUGAGUGUGUAUGUAGAGUAAAACUUACCGCCUUCAUUGUAAUUCCUCAGCAUUAGAAGCGUGUACGUUUUCACCCUACACCUGGAUAAUACACUCUAGUUUUAACUGGCGUAACAGUGGGCGGGUUUAUUUCGCUGUCCCACGAGCGAAGAGAGCCACGGGAGCGACGAGAAGCGUUUGUGACAGGUGUUGCCAUAUGCCCGACGAAGAAGCAGUGAGGCAGCACUGAGUCUGGAGAUGGGAGCCAACACCAGCCAGCUCAGUGACCUGCCCAACAACCCCAGCCUCAAGGCUCUCGUGGGCACCGAGUCCAUAUCGGGGAAUGACCCCUUCUGGAACCAGCUCAUCUCCUUUACUGUCAUCAGUCCCACCAGCAGUGGAGACUCCAAGUUGCUGGAAGAGGCUGUGUUACCGCUGGCCAAGCUCCUCAUUGAAAACAAUCCCAGAACAGGAAAUUUUGGCGCACUGGUUAAACUCUUCCUGGGACGGACAAAAGAGCUGAAAAUCUCCACAGAAUGUCAAGAUCAACUGUUCAUCUGGCAGGCCCACAACGCUCUCUUCAUGAUCCGCUGCCUGCUCAAGGUGUUCAUCCGGGAGAUGAGCGAGCAGGACCUGCACUUGCAGUUUAGCUACCAGGAGAGGGCACCAGGCUCCUGUGGAGGAGCGAGCCACGAGGACCUCCUCGAGGAGCUCUUAUCCAACCUAGUGCACCUGAUCGUUGAAGUACCACUGCUUGAUAUCACCUACAGCAUCCUUUUUGAAGCUGUCACCACCCUACUGGUGUUCUUCUCCUACCAGCUGUUCUGCAAGGACAUCCUCAGAGAUGGUUUGAUCUACCGACAUGUCAUGCAGGGACGAUGUUUGUCACUGACGAGUCGCUUGGUGAAGACGCUGCUCUAUAACUUCAUCAGGCAGGAAAAAUGUCCGCCCCCGGCGACGCACAUCUUUGAGCCCAAAGCGGAGGGUGGCCUGCUUUACGGCCUGGCAUCUGGUGUGGCAAGUGGUUUAUGGAGCGUCUUCACUUUGGGCGGAGCUGUCAGCAAAGUUGGGGUGGAUCUGGAGCACAACCCCUUACCAUUGUCCAACCAGAGCCUUCUGUUAUUGCUGGUUCUGGCCAACCUGACUGAUGGCCCCGACUGGCCCAACCCUUACCGGCAGGCUAUUACCUGCUUCAGGAACACACAAGACACGUCAUCCGUUCCGGUGGAGCAAACGCACACCUUCCAGAUCAAUUUCAACAGCCUGUACACGGCGCUGUGCGAGCAGCAGUGCUCUGACCAGGCCACGUUGCUGCUCUACACGUUGCUCCACCAAAACGCCAACAUGAGGACCUACAUGCUCUCCAGAACAGACAUGGACAAUCUGGUCAUGCCCAUCCUGGAGAUCCUUUACCACGUGGAGGAAAGGAACUCUCACCAUGUCUACAUGGCGCUCAUCAUCCUCCUCAUCCUCACGGAAGACGACGCCUUCAACCGCUCUGUCCACGAAGUGGUCUUGAAAAAUGUCACUUGGUACUCGGAGAGGUCGUUGACCGAGAUCUCCCUGGGCAGCUUGCUCAUCCUGGUGGUGAUCCGCACCAUCCAGUUCAACAUGACCCGCACGAGGGACAAAUACCUCCACACCAACUGUCUGGCUGCGCUUGCAAACAUGUCCGCCCAGUUCCGAUGUCUCCACCAGUACGCCGCCCAGCGUAUCAUCAGUCUAUUUGCUUUGCUUUCCAAGAAGCACAACAAGGUGCUGGAACAGGCAACGCAGAGUCUGAGACGCAGACAGGGUGACAACAUGGUCUUGCCUGACUAUGCUCAGGACUUGAAUGUGAUUGAGGAAGUGAUCCGCAUGAUGUUGGAGAUCAUCAACUCUUGCCUCUGCAACUCACUGCACCACAACCCCAACCUGGUGUACGCGCUGCUCUACAAGCGGGAGCUCUUUGAGCAGUUCAGAACUCACCCGUCCUUCCAGGACAUCAUGCAAAAUCUGGACACGGUGAUCGCCUUCUUCAGCCAGCGCUUAGAGCAGGCCGGCAGUGAUCUGUCGGUGGAGAGGGUCCAGGAGGUGAUCAUGAAAGGAGCCCAGGCCCUGCCUAUAGACAGGCUGAAGAAGUUUCCGGAGCUGAAGUUCAAAUAUGUGGAGGAGGACCAGCCCGAGGACUUCUUCAUCCCGUACGUGUGGUCACUGGUCUUCAAUUCAGGCGUGGGCCUCCACUGGUCCCCGCAUGGCAUCGAGCUCUUCAGCAUGGACUCUGGUUGAGGCUGAGUGUCUGUCCCAGUACAGACUGGCACUUUGUGCAAGUGUGUGUGUGUUGCUUUUUAUAGGACGCUGCUUUGGAAAGUGCCUCGAACUUGCGCUGCAGCGGCGUCACAGCGCAACCUCAUUUAUUGUAAACCAAAACAAGUCCUCUGGCUUCUCCACUGGGAAUCUUCUUGGGGGAUUGACCUGCUUCCACAGCGCAUGUAAUGCUGAAGCUCCCCAUUGUUGGGGGCAUUACAGAGACCAGCGACAGACAAUAAUCUCGAUGGUUGUGUCUUCUGGAAGAAAACUAAGUUAAUUAAAACACGCAGAGGACUUACCACGUAGGUUAACUUAUUUACAGAUGCACUGGCAUUUCAUGAAUAUGCAGUAAAAUGCUCACUUGUAAUGAUAAGUUCACUUUAGGAGCAUUAGGGCCACACUGAACAAAAAA